AUGCUGGCUGGGCAAUUCAAGUCGUCAAGAUCUCCGACAAUAGGUGCCUUACGUGAGGCCAAGGAUGGACGUGGUAGCUCGAAAGCUAUCGAUCUUGAGGUUCCCCUUAAGACCGAGUUCUGCGGCACCACCAUUCAGAAGCUCAUGAAAAAGGAAGGCAUCACACGUGAGGACGCCACUGCUGUGUACCUUGCAUGGAAAGAAUCCUGUGACGAACAGGGGUUGCCCAGCGGCCCGGCCCCGAAGCAAAAGCCUUCGAAGCUCCUUAAGGGAAAGAUGCUCGAGGCCGAAGAACCAAAGACGCGAUUCCGUGGCAAAGCUGCUCCCCCCAACAAGCGCUCUGCUCCCGAGUCUGAAAGCACCAAGCCGUCCAAGAAGGCAAAGACCAGCGACCCAGAGGAGUCGAUGGUUUUUGCCCCGGCCAAUGCACAGGAUGUUGCUGACUUCUUCGGCACAGAGAAGGAGAAGGUGCUGGCGAAGGAAACGAAACAACAGUCCAAUGAUUUGGACGAGGACCUCGAUGGUGAGCCUUGGGAUGAGACUGAGGGCUGGGGAGAGGAAUGGGGUGAAGAUGAUUUGGAUGAGUCGGGGGGUUGUGGGGAAGGCUCAGCAGACGAGUACGAUUGGGAGAGUGAGUACCCUGGCUUUUGGGACGACUACUGGGAGCACAAGCACGGGUGCUUGGAAACAAAGCCCACUGGUCUUGUGGAUGGGGUCACCGAGCAAGCCUCGAGCCCAACAACAGGACCCACCGAGCGAGAGGAGGGGACCAUGGACGGAGCCACAAGCCCAACAACAGGACCCGCCGAGCCAAAGGCAAAGGUCAACAGCUCCACCCAUCCGAAGGAGUAUGCCAGGCUAAACCGAUUGUACGACUCGGGCAAGUUGGCAAGCUUCCCAGAGAUGGGGCAAUUGUGGGAAAGCAACCUCAAGGAGAAGAACAAGCUGCUCAGACAGUUCAUUGCCACCGGUGGAAACUGCAAAGCUUGCGAAGCAGAGCUCCUUGUGUCAAAAGAGCAAAGCCUCGAAGGAGGGGAAAAAGAUGAGCACAGCCCUGACAAUCUUGCCCUUACCCGAUUUUGGGUCGUGGUGGACCGCGAGAAGACCGAGCUGGAAAAAGCAUCGAUCACUGGGCAGAUGAGGGCGAAGAUGACACCCGAUGAAGCUUUCAUGGCUACCCUAGGGUCGAAUGGCUCGCCGUCGGUGUUGCACCGAAGUGCCCCUGCGACUUCGGCACACCCCUUGAACGGGGACGUGCUCAAGGCCUUUGACAAGUACAACACUGGCCUUCAGCAGGCAGUUUCGGCUUGCCAAGAGCUGAAGAAGGAGAUCAAUGGCCUCUCCAACCUGAUGCUCGAUUUGGGUGCUUCUCCUAAGGAGGUCGACAUGAAGGGUAUUCUGCUGAAGUACGAGAAGAAGCUGAAGAGCUAUGCGAAACAGUUCAAGGAGCUGAAGACGUCCGAGGAAAUGGACCCGAUGUGCCAGCAGAUCCAUGACAAGGUCGUGGAGCUUGGCUUGGAGAAGGCCCAAGCACGGGGACUUGUGAGCCAGCUUCGCAAGCAGGCGUAA
Messenger RNA from Symbiodinium sp. CCMP2456, 1569 nucleotides. NCBI's taxonomy places the organism in Eukaryota, Dinophyceae, Suessiales, Symbiodiniaceae. The record is from the annotation of a GenBank genome assembly.